CCGCCUCCUCCUCUGCCUCCUCCGCACGUGGUGCCCGCGGCUCCGGCCCCGCGGCAGCAGCAGCCUCGGCGGUGGCGGCUGCCGGGGCGGGAGAGGCGCCCCCGCGCACGAUGAACGGGGCGGUGGGCAGCGCGGUGGGCAGCGCGGUGGGCAGCGCGGUGGCCGCCGUCGCGCAGGAGAGCUUCGGCUGCACCGUCGCCAAUCGCUUCUACGAACUCCUGGACGACGACUCGGACCCCUUCGACAUCCUGCGCGAGGCCAAGCGCCGCCAGCAGCAGCAGCAGCGCGAGAAGCGCGAGGAGGCGGCGGCGGGCAGAGCCGUGCCCGGGGGCAGAGCCGUGCCCGGGGUCAGAGCCGUGCCCGGGGUCAGAGCCGUGCCCGGGGUCAGAGCCGUGCCCGGGGGCAGAGCCGUGCCCGGGGGCAGGAGGGAGAGCCAGAAGGAGUGCAGGCAGCCGGAGGGCUCCGCGGCCGCCGCCGAGCCGCCACUGACAGGCCAGAAGCGACCACCUUGGUGGGGAGAACAGCAAGGCUUCAGCAACAGAGGAGCAGAGGUGAAACAGGACAAGGCUGCGUGGAGACCAUCUUUCUGGGAAUAUCGUCCUGAUGGAGCACAAAGACAAGUGGAAUUCCAAGUGGAAAAGGAAAAAAAUCUUACUGGUUGUCAUCUUUGUAGGCCAGUGGAAAGAUUAGAGUGUGAAAGACCAACAAGAGGUCUUGGUGGAGGACGAGGUGGAAUGCGAGAUAGAGGAAGAGGUGGUAGAAUAAACAGAAGUUUUGGUGGCUUUGACCAAAGAGGAAAACGUGAAUUUGAAAGAAAGAGGGGGAAUGACAAAAGGGAAAUAAGUUGUGACUUUUCUCAACAGUCAGGUGUGGGAGAAACUGCUGAACAGCCAGGGACAUCUGAAGGAGACCCUCUGAGCAAAGCUGCUGAAGCAGAGCCAGUGGAAGAAGUAGUUCAAGAACUGACAUUAGAUGAGUGGAAAAAUCUUCAGCAACAGAAUCGACCAAAGCCUGAAUUCAACAUCCGGAAGCCAGAAUCCACUGUUCCUUCCAAAGCAGUGGUGAUUCACAAGUCAAAAUAUAGCCAUGAUUUGCAAAAAGAAACCUUUGAAUGUGAUUCUCCUGUCUUUCGAAAAACGGUGAAUGACAUCACGUCUCAGCUGGAUAUUAAUUUUGGGAGCCUUCCUCGCCCUGGCUGUGGAUCAGGAGAGAUCAGACCUCAAUCAGAAGCAGUGGUGCAGCCUGUGGCUCCAAAUCCUGAUGAUCCCGAGGAUUUUCCAGCUUUGGCUUGAAGAACCACCAGGAAUGGUGGCCUCCCAAAGUAGCUUUGGAGUAGCUGUGAAGAGACCAGUUUUAUGCUGGAUGGGGAUAAAGGAAGCCUGUUUCCUUGUGGGAAAGUUGUUUAUGUGUUUGGUGUGAGAUGAUUGCAGCUGUCUGCUAAUAGAGGCGGGUCCUACAAAUAUGGGUGGACUGGGAUCCUGUGGCAGGUCCCAGUGUCUCCUGUGUUAGAGCUGUGGGAAGGCUCACAGGGCUUCACUACCAGGCUUCAAAUGAAGUUAAAGGGAACAGUGUUUUUACAAAAUGUGUAUAUAUAGAGAUUCUAUCAAGUUCUCCAUGCCACCAUGGUGAAAUGUGAACUGUACAACACGGUCUACAAUUGGGACUCUUUCACUGUACAUUUGAAAGCUGAUUUUUUUUGAGUGAAGUGUAUAUUUCAGACAGUCAGGAGCUGCAGUUCUUCUUAGCUUGGCAAAUAAAGGAAAGUGCUCAUUGGUU
Corapipo altera (White-ruffed manakin) is the source of this 1776-nucleotide messenger RNA. RefSeq names its product hyaluronan binding protein 4 (gene HABP4). The coding region runs from base 111 to 1292 and encodes 393 amino acids. Gene Ontology annotation, cellular component: nucleus; cytoplasm. Lineage: Eukaryota; Metazoa; Chordata; Aves; Passeriformes; Pipridae. Gene Ontology annotation, biological process: positive regulation of RNA splicing; positive regulation of translational initiation. Gene Ontology annotation, molecular function: RNA binding. The record is from RefSeq and is a predicted model, not a curated record. The transcript is spliced from 8 exons.